AUGCCAGCGGUCCUCGUUGUCUUCUUCGUCAUCGCCCUGGCCAUCUUUGGCCUAGAGACUGUGCCAGCACGGUCUAUGCGCGACGCGCCGUUGCUCUCGGUUCCCGCCUCCUCGGUUUCUGCUGUCUCGGUCUCUGGCUCUGGGUCCCUGGAUCCUUCAUUCGUCAACGCCCUGCCAUUGUCUGUGACGGGUACUCCCCCGCCACCGCCAUCAGUAUCCGUUGAGCCAUUCGAUCUGCCACCAGCAACUAUACUGGUGACAAUCAUCUCUCCGGUGUCGGUGUCGGUGUUGUCCGCCACAGUCACGGUGGUUUCGUUCUCCGUGAGCCUCGUUACAGCGACGGUCACAACAAUGCUAGUCACAACGCCGGCGCUGGCUUCUGAUCUGGUAGUCACUUCGGUGACUACUGUGACAACAACGACCAGCACCACAACCGGCGCUGUGAUCAGUGUGCCGUCGCCCACCACUACCGCGCCACCCUCGCCUUCCCCUCAUCAGAACCUCGCCGCCAUCCUAGCCGGCACUCUGGGUCCCCUCGCUCUGGUCGCCGCUAUUGUGUGCACAGUCUCCUUGGCUGUUAUCCGCCGCCGCCGUCGCGCGCGCAGUCAAGUUAACACCUCGACUGUCCGCGAUGGUUGGUACGGCUACAUUCAGGCUCGGUGUACAGCGUGCGGCGGUCCCAGUAGCGAGGGGAACCCAUCUUCGUACACGACGGUGGAGCUACCGCUGUGGCAGUCGCGUGUGUGUGCUCGAGCCCCUCAUGCCACUAACGUGGUCGUCGAGGAGGCUCGCAUAAGCUGUGACACCGAGCCGUUCCCACCGUUUAUGGAUGAAGAGGCAGAGCAGCAACGGCAGGAGCGGCGGGAGGUGAUGGAGGAGGAAAAGGAGGACGAGGAGGACGAGGAGGACGAGGAGGAGGUGAUGGAGGAGGAGAAGGAGGAAGAGGUGGAGGAGGAGGGCUGGAGUGUUGCUGAUUAUAGCAGCACUAGGAGCGGUGGUGCUGGUGGUGGUAGUGGCAGUGGCAGUGGCAGCGAGGCCGGGGUGUCAGAGACAGGCACCGUUGUUGUGCCUCGGCCUGAGGCCGUUGUUAUUGCUGGUGAUGCCGGUGGAAACGGUCUACGUCGUCGAGCUGGGUUGGAGAACCUGCGUGGUUAG
Messenger RNA from Cladophialophora yegresii CBS 114405, 1155 nucleotides. RefSeq lists its product as uncharacterized. The coding region runs from base 1 to 1155 and encodes 384 amino acids. The record is from RefSeq and is a predicted model, not a curated record. The transcript has a single exon. Lineage: Eukaryota; Fungi; Ascomycota; Eurotiomycetes; Chaetothyriales; Herpotrichiellaceae.